CACUGCCGUCAUGACCACCAAAUCCGCGUUUCUCUUUUUAUUUCCGUCCCGCUCCAACUCACGCUUGCCUGUGCUAUUUGAGUUUCCCUUUUGCUUUCAAAAGUCAGUUUCUUUCUUCCACCUCUUGGUCGUUACUUAAUCCAUGUCGUUUACUCUGCUUCCCAAACACGCAUAAAAUUGGACGGGGUUCGAGUUCAUGAUCGUGGUUCAUGCAAAAAGUGGUUAUUCCAUUAUGGUGGCGUUUUUCUGCUGAAUUGUGGACCUAUCUAGAACCAGUCUUCUGCAAGAUGAUUUCAUUGUUUACAUCAAGGGAGGUCAAACAAUGGUUCGCCAAGCUACUUUAGUUAUCAUUGGUGUUACAGUUGGCGUGGCCUUUGGAAUUUUUAUCGCUUCCCUUAUAUUUUUUGGGAUAAGGUGGUAUAAGAAGCAUGCUCGUCUUACAUAUUCUGCAAAAGAGAGUAGUUUAACCACUCUUCCAAUACGCACAAAUGGAUUAGGAACAAGCACUGACUUUAGUGCCUCUCUUACAAGUUCCAUAUCCAAUUCGAUGUCAGAAAAUCUGCAAAGAAACUCCAAUGUCUCUUGGUGGAGUCAUCAAAACAAAGAUCGAUUUUCUCCAACAUCUGGCAUUUCAAAGUACUCAUACAAAGAGAUCCAAAAGGCUACACAGAAUUUCACAACUAUUUUGGGACAAGGAUCAUUUGGCACAGUUUAUAAAGCCACAAUGCCUACAGGAGAGGUGGUAGCUGUGAAGGUGCUUGACUCUAAUUCUAAACAAGGGGAGAAAGAAUUCCAAACAGAGGUGCUUUUGCUGGGACGAUUGCAUCAUCGGAAUCUUGUGAAUUUAGUAGGAUAUUGUGUAGAUAAGGGACAGCGUAUUCUGGUUUAUGAGUUCAUGAGCCAUGGAAGCUUGUCAAACCUUUUAUACAGUGAUGUAAAGGCUUUGAGUUGGAACGAAAGGCUUCAAAUUGUUAUUGAUAUUUCACAUGGAAUUGAAUACCUUCACGAAGGAGCAGUACCACCCGUUAUACAUCGUGAUUUGAAGUCUGCCAAUAUAUUGUUAGAUCAUUCGAUGAGAGCUAAGGUUGCUGAUUUUGGGUUGUCAAAGGAAGAGGUCUUUGAUGGCCGGAAUUCAGGCCUUAAAGGUACAUACGGCUACAUGGACCCAGCAUACGUUUCCUCAAACAAGUUCACAAUGAAGAGUGACAUCUACAGUUUUGGUAUCAUCAUUUUUGAGCUCAUUACAGCCAUUCACCCUCACCAAAAUUUGAUGGAAUAUAUUAACCUUGCUGCAAUGGAACAUGAUGGCGUAGAUGAGAUACUUGACAAACAACUUGUAGGAAAAUGCAACCUUGAGGAAGUAAGGCAGCUUGCUAAAAUUGCUUAUAAAUGUUUGCACAGAUCUCCCAGGAAACGCCCUUCCAUUGGUGAGGUUUCUCAGGGUAUAUUGAGAAUAAAAGAAAGGCGCCUUGUGAAAGAAGAUACCUUGUCAUUUGCAGGCAGUAACUUCUCCAGAGCUUUGAGCCGAAUAGAGGAUCAGGUUGAAUUAAAUAGGUUAACCGCCAUGAACCUUGGAGAAACUGGAUGAACAAAAUUGCUUUUACUUGGGGAGGAGUCUCUUUUUGUACUCGUUUAGAAACAACUGAAAUGUACAGGAGAUUGAUGAAACAACUACCUCCAAUUUUUGAA
Messenger RNA from Neltuma alba, 1689 nucleotides. RefSeq names its product calcium/calmodulin-regulated receptor-like kinase 2. Bases 323 to 1588 code for a protein of 421 amino acids. Gene Ontology annotation, molecular function: protein kinase activity; ATP binding. The transcript is spliced from 8 exons. The record is from RefSeq and is a predicted model, not a curated record. NCBI's taxonomy places the organism in Eukaryota, Viridiplantae, Streptophyta, Magnoliopsida, Fabales, Fabaceae. Gene Ontology annotation, biological process: protein phosphorylation.